Molecule: messenger RNA, 1440 nt
Organism: Diaporthe batatas
Lineage: Eukaryota; Fungi; Ascomycota; Sordariomycetes; Diaporthales; Diaporthaceae
Exons: 1
Coding region: 133-1353 (406 amino acids)
Cellular component (GO): kinetochore
Molecular function (GO): nucleic acid binding
Source: RefSeq, a predicted model, not a curated record
CUUCUUUCCCAAGUGAACGUCACCAAAACCCACCACUUCAAAUAAAUCACAAACACCAAGGGCUCAACCCCGCAAUAACUCACAUAACUUCCACUACUGUAGACCCGUUCGGAAACUCAAAAUAUCAAGGCAAUGCGGCACUUUGGCACCAAAGCCGCCGGCAGCCUUGGCCGCCCAAGCAGCGUCGACGAGGCUGACCGCACCACAUCAGCAUCGCCACCACCAGACGUCGACAGAAGCCAGGAUGCGGGAGGAGUUAAGGCAGUCGCAGAGGAGGAAGAGGAAGAAGAGGACGACUACAUGAACAUGACCUUCGACGACCCGCCCGCCAAGCAACCAGAGACCUCCCUGCAGCGAAGCCAGCGCCUGCGGAAAGAAGGCCUCAAGCGCGGCAUCAUCCCGUCAAAGGCAGAGCUCGCCGCGCAGGAGCGGCAGAGACGAGAGGAGGGCCUGUCCAGAUCUCUCAUCACCGGUGCGGCUGGGGGGGCCGGCCCUGAUGACACGGGGACGCCUCCCCCAGCAGCCAACCCAAAGACCAAGAGCAAAGGCCUGGCCAUGAUGGCCAAGAUGGGCUUCACCCCGGGCUCCGCUCUGGGCAGCCGUGACAACCCCUCGGCGCGCAGCGAGCCUCUCCGCAUCGAGACCAAGGAGGACCGCGGCGGCAUCGGCGCCGACGCCGACAAGAAGAGGAAGCUCGCCGAGGCCGCCGAGGCCGCCGGGGUGGCCAAGCGCGCGCGCCUCGAGGAGAUCGGGGACUACAGGGUGCGCAUGGCGCGGGAGCGUGACGCCGCGCGCAAGGAGAAGCUGGUAUUUGCCGCGCAGAAGAUUGCUGAGAAGAUGGACGAGGACGGAGAGGGCGCGCCACCCGCCCCUGCCGCCGGUGCUGGUGCUGGUGAGGUCAGGGGCGGGGCCAAGAAGGCGGUGACCUCGCGGCCGCUCAAGUCAGUCCCCGUCGUCUACCGCGGCCUCGUGCGCCGCCGCGAGGAGGCGGAGCGGGACCGCAGGAUGCGGUACGACCUGGAGCAGAGCAGCGGCGGCCUGUCAGCCAAGCUGCCUGCGUACGAGGAUGACGGCAUGGACGACGACGACAAGAUGGCCCUGGGCGUUGGCACCGGUGGGCCCCCGGCCGGCCGCACCGAGACCAACAACAAGACGGUCUUCAUGCCGGCGGACGACCUGGACCAGGAGGACCAGGAGCUGGACGAGUUCGAGGCGCUCGAGGUCGGCGACAAGCUGGCAGGGCUGGUCGCGUAUCUCAGGGAGAGGCACCGAUACUGUUUCUGGUGCAAGCUGGCUUACCCUGACGAGGAGAUGGAGGGCUGCCCUGGGUUGACGGAGGAAGAUCAUGACUGAUCAUGUGUACGGUAUUUAGGUCGAGGAACAGUCUAGAGCAGCCUCGGCGAUCAAACUCUAGCAGUCAAUGGUCUACGCACUUUCUUC